CGCGCGGGCCGCGGCAGAGCUGGAGGCUGCAAGGAGAGCCCGCGGGGGCCCGGAGGGUGCGAUUCCUCCGCCCCCGCAAAACAAUGUGUGGCGUGCAGCGGGGCGCAAGUUUCGGGAGGCGGCGGGGACGCGCUGAGCCCGCCUGAGACCGCGCCGCUGACCUUCUCCCCUCGCCGUCCGUUGGGCCCGAGCGCCCAGCUCCUCGCUCCUCAGCUCGCGGGGGCCGGGCCGAGCUGCGGGGCGGGGCCGCCCCUCCGUCGCUGCUGCCUCCUCCCCCACCCUUAGCCGCUGAGGAUGCGGACGGCCCCCGGCGGCGUCUAGCGGCCCCGGGCCCAGGCGCGAUGGUGCAGCAGCGGGGCGCGAGGGCCAAGCGGGACGGCGGGCCGCCGCCCCCGGGGCCCGGGCCGGCCGAGGAGGGGGCGCGUGAACCCGGCUGGUGCAAGACCCCGAGCGGCCACAUUAAGAGACCGAUGAAUGCGUUCAUGGUGUGGUCGCAGCACGAACGGCGGAAGAUCAUGGACCAGUGGCCCGACAUGCACAACGCCGAGAUCUCCAAGCGCCUGGGCCGCCGCUGGCAGCUGCUGCAGGACUCGGAGAAGAUCCCGUUCGUGCGGGAGGCGGAGCGGCUGCGCCUCAAGCACAUGGCGGAUUACCCGGACUACAAGUACCGGCCACGCAAAAAGAGCAAGGGGGCGCCCGCCAAGGCGCGGCCCCGCCCCCCCGGCGGCGGUGGCAGCCGGCUCAAGCCCGGGCCGCAGCUGCCUGGCCGCGGGGGCCGCCGAGCUGCAGGAGGGACUUUGGGGGGUGGCGCGGCGGCGCCCGAGGACGACGAUGAGGACGACGACGAGGAGCUGCUGGAAGUGCGCCUGGUGGAGACCCCUGGGCGGGAGCUGUGGAGGAUGGUCCCGGCGGGGCGGGCUGCCCGGGGACAAGCGGAGCGCGCCCAGGGACCGUCGGGCGAGGGGGCGGCUGUCACCGCCUCCUCCCCGACUCCGUCGGAGGACGAGGAGCCGGAGGAAGAGGAGGAGGAGGCGGUGGCAGCGGAGGAAGGCGAAGAGGAGACAGUGGCGUCGGGGGAGGAGUCGCUGGGCUUUUUGUCCAGACUGCCCCCCGGCCCAGCCGGCCUGGACUGCAGCGCCCUGGACCGCGACCCGGACCUGCCGCCCCCCUCGGGCACUUCGCACUUCGAGUUCCCGGACUACUGCACCCCCGAGGUUACCGAAAUGAUUGCAGGGGACUGGCGCCCGUCUAGCAUCGCCGACCUGGUUUUCACCUACUGAGCCCACCGUCAGCGGGGCGCGCACGCCCCCAAACCAGCUGUUUACAUACAGGAAUCAGGUAUUGGGGCCCCUCGGAGGCCGAGGCUGGCACCCCAUCUCCCGCGCAGCCUCCCCCCUCCUAGACGUGCCCGUUUCCCCCCGUCCCUACAAUUCCAGACGUGCCCCUCCCCCGCAGACACACCCCAAGGGCAGCCCAACCCCCACCCCAUCCCUGACAUUCUAGCCCUUCCCCUUCUUGCCCCCUUCCGCACAGCCACCAGCAGCCAGCCCCCCUCCGACACACCGCCCAUCCUUUCCUACAGACCUGCACCCCUCCCCCACUUCGUACACGCCCCUCCUCGUGGCCGGAGGACACGCCCCUGCCCUUCAGAAUCCCUGCGCUUUCGCCCAGCCCGCCUCCUUUCUCUUUCGGGGGUGCUGCGGCUGGGCGGCCCCGAGCGCUGCUCCCUGGCUGGAGGGGGGAGGGGCACGCUCCUUUCACUGUGGGGCGCUGAGCCCCGCCCCUCCCGCGCAUGCUUAAUGCUCCCGGGGAGGAGGGGGCUGGUCCCGCCGCGCCGCGCUCGGUCGGCUCUGGGAGGAGGGCGGUCGUGGAGCGAUCCCGAGAAAUCUUAGGUUCUUCGAGCCGCGGCUUCCCACAGCCCGAUGGGGCGGCCCUGCCUUAAUGGGAGGAGCGGUCGGAAACGGGAGAGAAGGACUGGCCGAGGCGGGAGGCCCGUUUGGAGCUUGAACUCUCCGGUGGCUCGGCCUUUUCUCGCGGAGGGGUCGCCCCGACCCGCGUGCGGCGCCCGCCGCGCGGCUGCCCGCACAGUCGCUCCCGAAACUUUCCCUGCUGCCCCCACCUGGUAACGAGGAGGGUGGUAGGUUCUCGGAGCCCGCCGCGAAAGAGCGCUGCCCGAGAGCCCUGAGGACCACGGCCGCCGCCCCGUCCGGCCGGGGCAGGGUCCUCGCGCCCCCUCCGGCGCGGCCAGCACUCGCAGUCCCGGCCCCUCCCUGAGCCUGCCGCCCCUUGCUCGGUCGCCCAGGCCCACCCUCGGCCCGCGGCUACGGCGGGAGGGACGAAGGCCCGUUGGUCAUAGCGGGUUGAGACAGGCGGGGUAGCGGAUGGCGUGGAGCCCACUUUUAAACAGCUGGCGAGAGACGCCGUCCACUGGGCCCGUGGCCUCAACGAGCGUCAGAGAGGUGGAGGUGGGCUGUUCGCGCCCGUUUCUACCUGUGAAAAAUAGGGAAAGCACUGCCGGAGGAAGAAACUGUCCAGUCGGGUGGCCGCCGGGACACUGCCCCUUCCGCUGUUACCCUCUUGCUCCAGCUCCCGCCCAAGCCCCGCCCCUCCGGCCUCCCACUCCCCUUUGCCCUCACUACCUGUAUCUCACCGGCGUGUGUUCACCCUCCGGGUGUGCACACACUCUCAUUCACACACACAAAUCUCAGGAACAAACGGUCCCAGAGUCCUCCGGGACCCGCGCCCAGGGUCUCUGCAGGUCUCUGCCCCACGCGUUCCCGUCGCUGACAAAGCCACCAGCUGCCUCCUUUAAGCUUGGUGCUCCGGCUCUGGGCCUUUCUCGUGCUCUCUUUCUCUCUUUCUCUCUCUCUCUUUUUCUCUCUUUCCUUUUUUUUUUUUUAAAGAAAAACAACAACGACAAAAAAAAAAGACAAUGAAAAAAACCCAGAAAACGUCAUGUGAGUGAAAAGAUGUCACUGUCUGUGGUCUUGGAGAACUAGUCUCGUAGCUAAGGGAGGGGACCCCUCCAGUCUGGGGCACUGGCACCCACAGCAGGACUUCGCCAGUUUGAUGCCAGGAUUGAAUAAAGUGUAUUUGCCCCGACCUCGCCCUGUGGUUCUACAUGUCUGUGCCUUCCUCUACCCUCCCCAGUUUUCCAGAAUCAAAAAUCCAUGUGCUUUAGCACCAUGCAAAAAGAACUGAGGUCCCCAGCCAAGGUACCUGGACAGCUAGGCCUCUGCCACCUUCCACCUCAAGACUCCUGGUCUUUCUCAAGGAUGGCACACCCCUGCAGGUGUCAGGCAGGUGCUGGGUAGGUAAUGUGAUGGGUCUCAGACACCAGCUUCAUGACCCACCUGGGGAGUAAGAGUGCACCUGAUCACCUACUGCCAGUCCUUACCCCCUGGGAAUGCAGCCCAGCCUUGGGGGUGGGGGUGCUCAAGAGAAGGCAGCUAUCUAGAUGUUCAAUGAGUCAUCUGAAUUUCACAAUAAAUGAGCUAGAAAAUUUUAAAUCCAUGGGAUCCAAAUGAAGUAAGUACACACUUUGCCCAGAGGCUAGUUUGACCCUGAUCUGGGUGAGGAUAAAGAGACAGGUCACACUGGGCUGAAAGCCCAACUCCUCCAUGAUACCCGUGUGACCUUGAGCAAGUUCAUUUCACCCUAACUCUCCACUUGUGGAACAUGGAGAGGAUAACAGUACCUGUUUCAAGGUGAAAUGAAGUCUGAGGUGAGAAACAUUUGAAGCAGUGCCCUGUAAAUGUUGUUACUCCAUUGCAGAGGAGGAAACUGAGGCACAGGGUGGUGAAACAACUUGUAGAAGGGCCUGCAAGCAGCCAAGGUCAGAGACAGAACCCCAAAUCUUGGUUCUAUGAGCUGCCUCUCCCUCCUGUCCAUGUCUGAGUUGGGGUUAGGCCUCUCAAGGUCGGGGUGGGAUUGUCUGAUGCCUGACUCCUAACUGGCCCAGAGUAUAGACUAUUGUAUGGCUAAAGAGCAACAGAAGCCACACGGGUUCUUGUCUUUGAGAUUCUUGCCAGUGUGACCAUGGCUUUUCCAGAAAAGCUCCUGAUACUCCUUAGUUCUUACAAUACCUGGUUCAGUUAAUCCCUGAACUCAGACCAAUCUGGGUUCCCAAUAAAAAUGAAGGUUGAGUAUACAAAUCUCAUUCAGUGAGGGUGUUUAGGGACGGGGUACUCACAGAUAGUAUAACAGCUCUAACAGCUUUGGGUGGGCUGGGGGCCUGCAGAAAAUGGCACUGGAGAUGCAGGAAUGACAAUGACUUCUUCCUCUGGGUCUGAUUGGAAGCAAGAUAGUAAAAAAAAAAAAAAA
Molecule: messenger RNA, 4323 nt
Organism: Condylura cristata (star-nosed mole)
Lineage: Eukaryota; Metazoa; Chordata; Mammalia; Eulipotyphla; Talpidae
Gene: SOX12
Product: SRY (sex determining region Y)-box 12
Exons: 1
Coding region: 342-1280 (312 amino acids)
Biological process (GO): negative regulation of transcription by RNA polymerase II; positive regulation of transcription by RNA polymerase II; anatomical structure morphogenesis
Molecular function (GO): DNA-binding transcription factor activity, RNA polymerase II-specific; RNA polymerase II cis-regulatory region sequence-specific DNA binding
Source: RefSeq, a predicted model, not a curated record